Messenger RNA from Gambusia affinis (western mosquitofish), 2991 nucleotides. Its product is annotated as fibronectin type III domain-containing protein 9. Lineage: Eukaryota; Metazoa; Chordata; Actinopteri; Cyprinodontiformes; Poeciliidae. Gene Ontology annotation, molecular function: protein binding. The transcript has 2 exons. The record is from RefSeq and is a predicted model, not a curated record. The coding region runs from base 1667 to 2272 and encodes 201 amino acids.
ACACAGACAGGUGAUGAUUAGAAAAAAAACGUUCUUUAUAAUUUUAAUGUAAAAGUCAUUUGCCACAUGUAUUUUUCAAAUACAAGUUGGAAAGUAUUUCAUAAGCAUUCCAGUUUAUGUGUCAAAAUGCUCUAAAUGUCAGUGAAUAAAAAUACUCAUAACCCCACAGACCAACUGACUUACAAGAGCUGGAGCAUCUUCUACUUCUGUGUGCAGUAAACUGAAUUUAAAAGGUUCAAAGAUAAAUAUAAUCAACCAAAAUAAGCUAAAAACGAUGGAAGUCAUAAAAAAAUAAAACCUAAAACGAAACAUUUUUAGUCACUUAAGGGUGCCUGGUCCUUGUAUUCCUCCCCAAAGUUCAAAGGUCAGGUUUAAUAAUCAAAACUGUGAAAAAGCCUUCAUAGUCCAUAAAUUUGAAUAUAUAUCCUAAAAUAUUUCAAUUUUUUUGUCCUAAGAGCAAAUGUAAAAAAAAAAGUAAUUUAAACAAUAUUUGCAUAUUCUAAUCUAAAUAAAAAAAAAAAAAAGAGAAUUCAAAAUUUUUGUCAUAUUUUAGAAAAUCCUUGUUUUCUAAAAUACUCACAAAACCAGUUUUAUGCAAGAAGCAUUUAUAUGUCAUGGUUUUGCAAGUGAAAGGUUUUGCAAGGACAAAUAAAGUUUACUUGUUCACAAAAUGAAAAAUUCACACUGUACAAAAACAACAAAUCAAAAUAAAAUAAAAUAAAAAUCUGAGUUCCAGGAAGAAUCUGAAAGAAGACAAAAUAAGUAAUCUAAUAAAACGAUUGGGUAAAAAAAAACCCUACAAAACAAAAUUAAAAAAAAAUGGAAAUGGAGCAAAUACCAAAAUAAGGAUAAAAUGUUGAGUGUCUUUAACUAAUAAAGCUAAAUGCAGCAGCUCUUCAUUAAAUGAUCUGAUUAUUAUCACUACUUCACGGUUUCUGACUUGCAACUGUAACAAGUUCUGACUUCUGAAGCUAAAAAUAAAAGCGAGUUCAAGGUCGACAGAUUGCAACAAGGAAAAGAAACAGAUUUUAAUUUAAUCGACUUCUUCAAACAUUUAAACCAGCUUUUUAAAAACUACAAAUGUGAACACCAGGCUCCAUGACAGCGUGGUCAGCGCUGGUUGUUGCGCUGCGGGAAGAAGCAGCUGGACAGACGGAUGGAGUGGCUGCAGCACAUUUCAUCUCACCACUUAAUAUUCCAGAUACGACACGCACCACAUUCCUGGUCAACAGGAAAUUAAAGAUCUGCAUCGCCAUAAUGUCGAUGGAGGAGCUAGCAAGUUAAAAAAAGAAACAGAAAACAAUCCCAGUAGAGAGUAUGACCUAUGACUGACCCACAGAUGGGAGAAAAUGCACUUUUUUCAUCCCAAAGAGGAGAUUUUAGCUCCCUCUCCUGCUCCCUUUGCUCUAAUCCGGUAACACUCCCUCUAGUGUUGCAGAAUCUGAGCUAAAGACGCGCUGAUCUGUGCUUCAGUUGCUCGGAGCAGGACUCUGCAUCGAGCAUCUCUGUCUGGUUAUAAUGGAAGAGGCGAGCGAACACCAGCAGCGACGCUCAACACACUGGGAGGACCGUCGCACAGCGGAGUGUUUUCAUGCUUGACUCAAUGCUGUGAGCCUGCGGCUGGAGAAUAAAGCGAAACCAAACAGGAAGCUCUUCUUCCGUCGUCAUGGUGGUCACGGUCUACAACAUCUCGUCCACCUCGGCCAGGGUGACGUGGCCCGCCUCCCCCGCCUGCCUGGACACCUUCUACAGCGUCAUGUACGACCCCAACUGGAACAGCCUCAUCAUGGGCUACAAGCGCAAGAGCUUCAAGCACGAGGAGCGCAUCCCCGUCAGCCAGACCGCCACCUACCUGGGCAACCUGCUGCCCCAGACCGCCUACUUCCUGUGCGUGACGUGCCAGGCGGCCGACCCCGUCCGGGAGCAGUGCCAGGUGUUCAGCACGCCGAGCGAGAGCAGCGAGGGCCACGAUCGGGCGGGCUGGGAGGUGGCGGUGGGCGUGUGGCUGACCUGCUGCCUGCUGCUGCUGGUCAUCGCCGGCAUCCUGCUGUGGGGCUGCCUCCACAACAUGUGCUCCCUGCCGGGCCGCGUCGCCGAGAGCCGCCCCGUGGUGACGGCCUCCGUCCGCCAGGACAUGUCCAGUUCGGGACACCUGUUCCAGGCCAGGAGCAGCAGCAGCGAGGAGAGCAUCAAGCGGGCCGCGACCAUGCAGACGUCGCUGAUGCUGGCGCAGCCAGGCGGCCAUGUAAUUACCCCGGAGCAUGAGGUCUGAGCCGGCUGACAGAGAGCCGGCAUUAAUCGAGCGGAUUGAGGUCACCACGGUAUUGUUCACCGCCCCCAACCGACCCCAGCCGAAUUAUCACCAAACGUUUUACCCCGCUCAAUGAAAAUCCUGUUUGAGCUUACAGGGAUAUCGUCAUAGCAACCACUCAUAACAAGACUCUUUGAACCAUUUUAAGUGAGUUAACCUAAACAUACAAGCUGACACAGUGAAGAUGGUCAUUCUACUAGAAAUAUUAAACUCAUAGAGGUUUUUUUCAGCUUUAACCGUCUAGACUUCUAUUUUAUUUUAUUUAUUUAUUUUUUUUUUGCAGAGUGUGGUUUUUCCCUAAACAUUCUGCACAAGAUGUAAGAGACAUGAAACUCGGCACAAUGUUUCCUUGAAUAAAGUUUCCUUUCCUUUAUAUUCUGUAGGAACUUCAUUAGGGGUAGGUAAUAAAUCGAUUUAAUGGAUCAAUCAAAUAUUUAGUUUUUGCAAAUGUAAUAUUUGGAAAAUCUGGAUUUCUUUUUUUUCUAUGAAUGCACUGGGAAAAAGAUGUCAGGCAAAGAUUUAUUUAUUUUUUUUAACAAAAAAUAAAGUAAGUGCUACAAGAAUAUAGUCUUAGUAAUACGAGAAUAAAGCCAUGUAACAAUAAAGUCAAAAUAAUACAAGAAUAAAGUUAUUACCAGAAUGAAGUUGUAAUAUUAUGAAAACUCCAACACAAAAAAUUA